AUGUUGCUCCCCGCUGUCCCCGCUUUCUCCCCCUUACGAAGAGUCCUCCCGCUGAUGCUCGCGCUCGCGUUACCCCUUGCCAUUUGCGGGGUGCAGCCAGCGAACCGGUUCAAAUCCGCCACACGUCUCGUCUUCCUUCCUAGUAACAAGUACACCUCAAAAUGCCUCGACGGGAGCCCCCCCGCAUGCUAUUUCCGCGCGGGGGCGGGCGCGGGGAAGCGCAAGUGGCACGUGCAUCUCCCCACAGGCGGCUGGUGUUUCUCCCCGGGGGAGUGCCUCGAUCGCGCUAACUCCCCCCUCGGCUCCUCGCGCUUCUGGGCCACGCGCCUCCCCGCCGUCGUUGAAAACGGCGGAAAGGUGCUAAAUGCAUCCGAGGAAUAUCCGCAGCUGGGCGGGCUGCUAUCCCAGGACAGCGCAGCCAACCCCUCUUGCUUACCCUUCUUUCCUCUCUCCCCCCCCCACAAGGCAUCCGAGGAAUAUCCGCAGCUGGGGGGGCUGUUAUCCCAAGAUAGCGUAGCCAAUCCCGUGUUCCACGCGUGGAACCUGGUGUGGGUGGUGUACUGUGAUGGUGGCGCCUACAGCAGCACGCGGGGGAGGGCGGACCUGGGGGGGGGCGCAUCUGUGUACAUGCAGGGGCGGCAGGUUCUAGACGAUAUUAUCACUGACCUGCGCACUCGGCAGGGCAUGGGGACGGCGUCGCACGUCCUCUUCUCGGGCAGCUCAGCGGGCGGCCAUGCCAUCAUCAUGCACUGCGACCGCCUCGCUGCCGCCUUCCCCCGCGCCUCCUCCAAGUGCCUCGCCGAUUCGGGUUUCUUCGUUGACGCUAAGGACCGCUUUGGGGUGUACUCAUGGCGGGAAAAUAUUCGGCAGGUCACCGCUCUGCACCUCAUUGAAGUCCCCAAAUGCCCGUCAGGAGCACAAGUGAGGGACAAGUGGGAGCACAAGCGAGGGGCAACUGGGUCUGCUUCUUCCCAGAACACACCCUAG
Messenger RNA from Closterium sp. Naga37s-1, 987 nucleotides. The record is from the annotation of a GenBank genome assembly. Lineage: Eukaryota; Viridiplantae; Streptophyta; Zygnematophyceae; Desmidiales; Closteriaceae.